AUGACCUCCGAGUCAUUAUAUAAAGAAUUGUUUGAAGGAGAACUUUCCGAUGUGGAGGAAGAUUGUCCUGGAUGUCAAGAACUUGAAUAUACAGAUUCCUCCAAUUUAUUUCGCGACAUAUUCAAUGGGAAGAUAAUUUUACACGAUAUUUCAGACUUAUCCAAAGAUCUUGAUGAAAAACUUUUGGACACAUUUGUUAAAUUAUUGAUUUUUCAUCGUAUGCAUCAAACCUUGGCAGAAUUAAUUAUUAUUAGAAAUUUACAAGUUGAUGAAUCAAUACUUCACAACAAUGUGAAAAGCAUGAUCAAAAAUAAGAAAGAUGUUAAUGAAAAUAAAAAUAUUCAUGAUAUUUUUAAUGAAGAAGUGGAACAAUUAUUUGGAAAAUCUUAUCAAUUGAAUCAACCAAAGGAGACAAAGAACUUUUGCAUUGAUAAGAUUAAUUAUAAAAAAUGGAUGAUUCUUUCUUGUAUUAUUGCUA
Funneliformis caledonium is the source of this 478-nucleotide messenger RNA. The record is from the annotation of a GenBank genome assembly. NCBI's taxonomy places the organism in Eukaryota, Fungi, Glomeromycota, Glomeromycetes, Glomerales, Glomeraceae.